Molecule: messenger RNA, 753 nt
Organism: Didymodactylos carnosus
Lineage: Eukaryota; Metazoa; Rotifera; Eurotatoria; Philodinida; Philodinidae
Source: the annotation of a GenBank genome assembly
AUGAAAACGAAAACACCAUAUUUGAGAGAAGAUAAAACAUCAACGACAUUUCUUGAAAAUCAAUUAUUGAGACAAAAAAUCAUAGUAUUAAAACGUAAACAUGAAUUUGACUAUGAAAAAAUAAAAAAUUUAUAUGAUGAAAAUAUUGUAUAUUCCAAUUGUUUGAAACAAGAAAUAUUAACAUUAAAUCAACAUUUAAAAUCAAACGAAAAUGAAUUGAAUCAUGUUAUCUCAUGUCUUCGAUUAGAAAUGCGUACCAUGAAAAUGUUAUAUGAACGAAAAUUACGAUCAAAUGAUCAUCAGUAUAAUGACCUAAUUAUGAGACAUACCGAACAAUUAGUAAAUUAUUCGAAAUUAAAAGAAAAGUAUGGAUAUUUAAUUCGAAAAAAUAAUUCUAAAACAAUUACCAAUGAUGAACAAUUGGAUUUAAUUGUAAGAGAAAAUGAACAUCUUAAACAAACUAUUCAAAAUUUAAUUAAACCAAAAUUUUCAGUCAAUCAACAAGUAGCAAAUGUUGCAGAAAAUCGUAUACGAGAUGAAUAUAAUAUGAAACUAGAAUCAAUUAAACAUGAUUUAGAACAUCAUUUACGUGAUGCUUACGAAACAAAAUUACAAGAAUCAAUUCAAAAAGCGCAACAACAGCAACAAGAAGAAGUUGAAAUGCUGCGAAAAAAAAUUCGUCACUUACAAAUUCGUGAUGAAAAUAUAAAUAAUAUUCAUAAUGAAAUAACAAAAAAAAUGAGAGUAAAUUAA